This is a messenger RNA of Cyclopterus lumpus (lumpfish), 3916 nucleotides long. RefSeq names its product histone deacetylase 6 (gene hdac6). Gene Ontology annotation, molecular function: zinc ion binding; histone deacetylase activity. NCBI's taxonomy places the organism in Eukaryota, Metazoa, Chordata, Actinopteri, Perciformes, Cyclopteridae. The coding region runs from base 138 to 3290 and encodes 1050 amino acids. The record is from RefSeq and is a predicted model, not a curated record. Gene Ontology annotation, biological process: chromatin organization. Gene Ontology annotation, cellular component: histone deacetylase complex. The transcript has 28 exons.
CAGGGCGAACCGAAGCGCUGCGCGGUGACGUCACAUUAGCGCGACGGUUCAUCGGGGAGAGAAACGGAAGAAGAGAAGAAGAAUAAAAUAAACGGAAGAAGAUAAACAGAAUAAAAGAAGAGAAGAACUGUUUAGAGAUGAAGUCUGGAUCAGAUUCUCCAGAUCCUGAUCCUGGACUACAGUCAGUCAGGAGAUCUCCCCGUCUGUCUCCUCAGAGCGCUGAAGGAAAGGAGGAAAGGAAAGGAGGAGGCAGUCUGAAGGAAAUGAAGAGGAGAGGAAGGAUGGAGAGGAGUCGAGAGGAAGAGGAGCUGCUCGACAGCCUGCAGACGCUGCACGUGUCCAGCAGGUCAGAGGUCAGAUCAACAGGUCUGGUUUACUCUGAGAUCUUCACUCUCUAUGAGAACCUGUGGGACUCCAGUCACCCAGAGCGACCCGCCAGAGUGACAUCCAUCAUGGAGGAGCUGGACAGACAGGACCUGCUGUCUCACUGCACCAGAGUUCAGCCCAGAGAAGCUGUAGAAGAAGAGCUGCUGCUCGCUCACAAGAAACAAUAUGUGGACCUGAUGAAGUCGACUCAGACGAUGACAGAAAGUGAACUUCAUUCUCUUUCUGAGAAAUACGACUCUGUGUAUCUUCAUCCUGAGUCCUACCGGGUGUGUGUGUCGGCGGUGGGUUCGGUCCUCCAGCUGGUCGACCAGGUGAUGACCUCUGAGCUCAGGAACGGAUUCGCUGUCGUCAGACCUCCAGGUCAUCACGCUCAGUCUAACGAGGCCAACGGUUUCUGUAUCUUCAACAACGUGGCGAUCGCAGCUCGAUACGCUCAGACCAGACACUCCGUCCGCAGGGUGUUGAUAGUGGACUGGGAUGUUCAUCAUGGUCAGGGCAGCCAGUACCGGUUCCAGGAAGACCCGAGUGUCCUGUACUUCAGUGUCCACAGGUAUGAACAUGGCUCUUUCUGGCCUCACCUGCCAGAGUCUGACAGUCAGUUCAUCGGCACCGGACGAGCUGAAGGCAAAACCAUCAACCUGCCGUGGAACAAGACGGGGAUGACGGAUGCUGAUUACAUCGCAGCUUUUCAACAACUGUUACUGCCUGUAGCCUACGAGUUUCAGCCUCAGCUGGUUCUGGUUUCUGCUGGAUUUGAUGCUGCAGUCGGAGAUCAGAAGGGGGGGAUGUGUGUGACUCCUCAGUGUUUUCACAUUCUGACCCACAUGUUGAUGAGUCUGGCUGAAGGUCGACUUGUUCUCGCUCUCGAGGGAGGUUAUAACCUGCAGUCGACAGCAGAGGGCGCUGCAGCCUGUGUCAGAGCUCUGCUGGGAGGAGCCUGUCCUCCUCUGACCCCGCCCACUGCUCCCUCUGACAGUGCUCUGCAGUCCAUCUCUCAGACGGUGGUGGCUCUGUAUCCUCACUGGGCGGCUCUGCAAACACUGGGAGGCGGCCCAUUGGCUGAGGGCCUCGUCAAGAGAGCGACGGCCAAUCAGCAGAGCUCAAAGCGGACGGGCCCGGCUCCCUCUGUUGCCACGGUAACGGGUCUGGUUUACGACGAGAAGAUGAUGGAGCACCUGAACAUGUGGGAUAGACAUCAUCCUGAACAGCCUCAGAGAAUCUUUAAAAUCUUCUCCAAACAUCAGCAGCUGGGAUUGGUCGAUCGUUGCCAGCGGAUACCGGCUCGCUUAGCAACAGAGGAGGAGUUGUCCAGGUGUCACAGUGAGCAGCACAUUGAGCAGAUGAAGGCCUCAGUGCUGAUGAAGCCCAGAGAGCUCCACAAACUGGGUCACGAGUUCAACUCCGUCUUCAUCAACAAUCAGAGCUUCCAGUCUGCUCUGCUGGCGGCUGGAGGAUGUUUCACUGCUGUGGAGAGAAUCCUCACAGGACAGGUGAGUAGGGGCGUGGCCAUCGUUCGUCCUCCCGGUCAUCACGCAGAGAGAGAUUCUCCGUGCGGUUUCUGUUUCUUCAACACGGCAGCUCUUGCCGCACGCCACGCCCAGCAAAUAUCCCAUGAUGCACCGCUGCGAGUCCUCAUCGUGGACUGGGACGUACACCACGGCAACGGGACGCAGCACAUGUUCGAAGACGACGACAGCGUCCUGUUCAUUUCCCUCCAUCGCUAUGACAACGGGACGUUCUUCCCGUCUUCGGAGGAUGCCGCCCCCGACAGGGUAGGCGUGUCCAAGGGGGCGGGGUUCAACGUCAACGUGGCGUGGAGCGGUGGCCGGAUGGGAGACUCGGACUACCUGGCUGCCUUUCACAGCGUUGUCAUGCCGAUUGCCACCGAGUUUAAUCCGGGUCUGGUUCUGGUGUCGGCCGGUUUCGAUGCAGCUCGAGGGGAUCCACUGGGGGGAUAUCAUGUGACCCCUGAAGGAUACGCCCAUCUCACACACCUGCUGAUGUCACUGGCCGGGGGGCGGGUCCUACUCAUACUGGAGGGAGGUUAUAACUUGACGUCCAUCUCUGACUCCAUGGCGAUGUGCACCAGCGUGCUAUUAGGAGACCCUCCUCCACCCUUGGUGAUGCCCCUCCCCCCUCCCCAUCACAGCGCCGUGGCAACAAUCAACGAGGUCAUCCGACACCACGCCCCCUACUGGAUGUCGCUGAGGAUACGCGUCCCAGAGUCGGCGCGGUCUUCCCUGCCGGCCACGAAGCAUCGUGGGAAACGUAGUUCUAAAGGAAAAGGCAGGAAGUCGGAGACGAGCAGCGCGCACAAACCUCCGCUGCCGUCUGCGGGACCGGACGACGCCACGACGGAGCGCGGCCUCGAGCAGCUCACUCAGGGAUUGGCCAGUUUGGACAUCGGUCAAAGCCCAGCCAAUCACACGCCUGCUACGUCCAACGCGGUGGGCGGGGCCAGGCCGAAGGUCCGUUUGAGCCAAGAAGAGGUCACGUGUGAAGGUGAAGUGACACCUGAGCAGAGCCAAUCAGCAGAGAGCACGCUGCUGCAGCCUCAGACCCCUCUAUACGUGGUGGACCCUCUCUCCUGGUGUCCUCACCUGGAUGCGGUUAAGCCCCUCCCCCCCUCAGGCAUAGAUGUCUUCCAGUCGUGUCAGGACUGCGGCUCCAGCGCUGAGAACUGGACCUGUCUCACAUGCUACCAGGUGCUGUGUGGUCGUUAUGUAAAUGAGCACAUGGUGACUCACGGCGUCGUGUCUGAACACCCGAUGGUUCUGAGCUUCUGUGAUCUGUCUGUGUGGUGCUACCUGUGUGAGUCCUACGUCCACCACCAGAUUCUGUUUGAAGCUAAAAACGCUGCUCACUGCUGCAAGUUUGGAGAAGAGAUCCCUCCAUGGAGCUGAGAAGAGGAAGAGGAGGAGGAGGAGAUGAAGAGGAGGAGGAGGAGAUGGAGAGGAGGAGGAGGAGGAGAGGAGGAAGAGGAGAUGGAGAGGAGGAAGAGGAGAUGAACAGGUGUAUACUACAUGUAGUAUUUCAUAUUUGGGGUAAAUCUUCCUCAGAUUACUUAAAUAAUCACAACAUGAGGAAAAAUAAUCAGCAUCAAAGAAUUAAAGCAGGAAGUUAGAAAAUAACUUAUUAUUAUACUUUGAAGUAAUUUAUCAGAAUCGUUUAUAAUUACAUUGCACACACAAGGUGCAUCACAAUAAACAAUAAUAAUAAAACAAUAAACAAUGCAAUAAUCGACACAUAAUUUAAAGUAUUGUAAACAAAUAUUGUAAACAACAAACAUAACGGUAGUUUAAACAAGUAGAUGUAAAAUAAAAGUGGCAAGUGUAUUUUAAUAAAGAAAAGAUGUUAAAGGGUGUUGAAGAAAAGAGAUGGAUGAAGAGAUGGAUGAAGAGAUAGAAGAGAUGGAUGAAGAGAUAGAAGAGAUGGAUGAAGAGAGAUGUAGAGAUUGAAGAGAUAGAAGAGAUUGAUGAAGAGAUGGAAGAGAUAGAAGAGAUUGAUGGAAGAGAUUGAUGAAGAGAUG